UGGCAGGAAGUGCCUGUUUCGCUCUGUGCAAGCAGCUUCUUCCCCCUUCACCAUGGCAGUCUGGACACGAGCCUCCAAGUCUGGGCUCCUGGACCUUCUGCUGCAGGACCACUGGGUGCGCGUCCAGGCUGACCUGACUGGAGAAAGUUUGAGCCUGACCUCAGAGACUGAACCCUACGGAAGUCUAAACGGUCUCAGCAAUGGCACCGAGUUGGUCCAUGGCAGCCCCCGAAGGGGCCCCGCUUCUCCUGGACGCCCCGGAGCCAACUCUCCCCGGGCAGGUUCAGAUUGCGGAUCAGAAUCUGGUCUCGGCAGCCCCGGAGCUCGCUGCCCUUUGGAUAGUCCAUUGGUGGACAUGCCAACGCGGAGAGUUCGGGUGGUGAAGCAGGAAUCUGGAGGGUUGGGGAUCAGUAUCAAGGGAGGGCAAGAAAACAAGAUGCCGAUUCUUAUCUCAAAGAUCUUCCCAGGACUGGCAGCAGAUCAGAGUGGGGCAUUAAAGGUCGGAGAUGCCAUCCUGUCUGUGAACGGGUCUGAUUUACGGAGCGCAACCCACGAUCAAGCUGUACAAGUGCUCAAAAAAGCCGGCAAGGAGGUGACAUUAGAAGUGCGCUUUCUGCAAGAUGUCUCUCCGUACAUCAGGAAGGCAUCGCUGGUUGGGGACCUGCCGUGGGACAGCCCUGCACACAGCGAUAACUCGGGGUCUCCAAAGCACAUAUCCAGAGACUGCAAGGUCAUCCCCUUAAAAAUGUGCUACGCAGCGCGCAACCUCAGCAUGUCAGACCCCGAAGGCAGGUUGGUGGAACUGCGCUCUCCAGACGGGGCACACUCCGUCGUGCUCCGGUGCAGAGAUUCAGCCUCAGCACUGUCCUGGUCUCAGGCUCUGCACAGUAACAUCACCGCUCUGCUGCCUCAGGUCCUCGCGGAGACCCAGCGCAUGUUGGGAGCUACGAGUGAGGAUCUCAGAUACCUGGGCUGGGUUGCUGAACAGGUACCUCAGGAAGACGGACGCUCCAGUUGGCACCCAGUGCUCACUGCGGUUUCUCAGAAGGACUUUCUGCUAUUUGAAGCAAUGCCACGGACAAGAGGGGAAUGGGAGAGUCCAAAACAGCGACUGCCUCUUAUAUCUACCAGGUUGGUCCACUCGGGUCCUGGACAUGGAUCACCCUCGCUUGGGUCCCACCUAACCUUUGGCACUCGUACAGGUUGUCCUCAGGGCAUUGAGACACAUGUGUUUCGAGUGGAGAAUCAAAGGGAUCUGUCUGCAUGGACCAGGACAUUGGUGCAAGGUUGCCAUGCUGCCGCAGAACUCACCCAGGAAGUCACCGUCAGCUGCACACUGCGCGGAGAAGGCGUCUCACUCUCCAUACACUACGACACAGGGUUCACAGUGUGUCGUGGGGAGCCCUCAGGACCAGUAUUGCACAGAUAUCCUUUUGAGAAGCUCCGGAUGUCAGCGGACGAUGGAAAAAGAAACCUUUAUCUGGAUUUUGGGGGUCCAGAGGGAGAGCUGACCCUGGAUUUGCACACGUGUCCGAAGCCUGUUGUUUUCCUGUUGCACACAUUCCUAUCUGCUAAAGUCACUCGUAUGGGUCUGCUAGCCUAAGACUACAGUGCCAUCCGCAGGACACCUCAAUUCAACGCGCACACAGCUGUCCUCACUACAGUGCCUUCCGGUGGAAAUCAGAUGCCGUAAUACAGAGACAGAAAUGGCCAAAGCCACUACAAGCUUGGGGGUCAAUACUUCUCCCCAUUACCAGCGACGCUGAGACGUAGACUGGUGGCAUUGCAGAAUGUGGGUUAAAAGCAAGGGAGCAGAUUUUUUUAACAGAUUUUUAAAGCCUCUUCCACACUACAUGAACAAAAUUAUCGAAACUGCAGGAAACUACAUAGAUAUGGUAUAUCGCAAGGAACCAAGAUCUGACUGUUGAAUAGGUUUUGGACCAGAAACAGCAGUUUAGCUUUUUUUAAAUUUUAUUUUCCUGCAAACAAGUGAAGUCUAAAAGAUACCCGUGAGACUAGCAGACUGUACAUAGCAGACGGAGACAAUCACACAGCUUAUGCAUCCUUCUACCGAGUCAGUGCUGGGCAGACGUCUUUUCUCGGUAGCAAGAAUCUCUUUGUAUGGUUUCUCGUGAUCUCUGGGAUUUAUUUUAAAAUGCAAAAAAAAUUAUUUUAUGACCAAAGUGCCUUCGAGUCACUGCUGCCUUAGCAAGUUUAGUCACACAAAAAUAUAUAGCGUAUAUUUUGUAGCCUACACACGCGAUAGGAAGUGUGAAUGUGUGUGUAUAUACACUCACGCAUAUUGAACUCAAGAGUAUUUAAUGAAAAUAUAUAUUAAAUAUAUAUGCAUAUGUACAUAUAUAGGUAAUACAAAUAUGUAUACGUCAUAAUAAAUGUAAUGUUCCACUAUGAGAGAUGAAACUAAGGACUAAUGAUCACGUACGCACGUGGACAUAUAAACUUACUGCUGUUUUAGGCAGUUACCGCAGCUCGCCAGCCAAAACCGCGUCUUCUCCCGAACAGAACUGUCUCUCAUUGAUUUAACCAAAGAUUAGUCUUUGCAGGAAAAUAAAGGUGAUGUAUUCAAGCACAA
Messenger RNA from Pelobates fuscus (common spadefoot toad), 2593 nucleotides. RefSeq names its product syntrophin beta 2 (gene SNTB2). Gene Ontology annotation, molecular function: protein binding; structural molecule activity. The transcript is spliced from 7 exons. Bases 53 to 1603 code for a protein of 516 amino acids. Gene Ontology annotation, cellular component: intracellular anatomical structure; synapse; dystrophin-associated glycoprotein complex. The record is from RefSeq and is a predicted model, not a curated record. Lineage: Eukaryota; Metazoa; Chordata; Amphibia; Anura; Pelobatidae.